Molecule: messenger RNA, 964 nt
Organism: Anopheles maculipalpis
Lineage: Eukaryota; Metazoa; Arthropoda; Insecta; Diptera; Culicidae
Gene: Trmt61
Product: tRNA (adenine(58)-N(1))-methyltransferase catalytic subunit TRMT61A
Exons: 3
Coding region: 31-963 (310 amino acids)
Biological process (GO): tRNA methylation
Cellular component (GO): tRNA (m1A) methyltransferase complex; nucleus
Source: RefSeq, a predicted model, not a curated record
GGUAGUUAAACAUCGUUUGUUGCAUUAACCAUGAGUUUCGCCGGUCCAAAAGAAGUCAUAGCAGAAGGAGAUACGGUCGUGCUGUAUCUAACACCCGCAUUGAUGCACACGAUCGACGCGGUGCCGCAGAUUCGCAACAAAAAGAACGAAAUGAUUGAGUACGUGUUUCAAACUAGUUUCGGUGCUUUAAAGGUGCGCGAUCUAAUCGGUGUCCGGUACGGUUCGCGCGUUCAGCUCACCAAGGGCUGGGCACAUGUCCUGCAACCGAACCCGGAACUCUGGACUCAAACGCUACCCCAUCGGACGCAGAUUCUCUACACGCCCGACAUCAGCAUGAUACUGUAUCAGCUGGAAGUGCGACCGGGGAGCAUCGUGAUCGAGUCCGGUACCGGUUCUGGCUCACUGUCGCACUACUUUCUGCGCGCCAUCCGUCCGUCGGGCCACCUGCACACAUUCGACUUCCACGAGGAGCGUGUGGCGAAGGCGCGCGAAGAGUUUGUCUCCCACGGACUGGGCGAUAAUGUUACCGUGCGACAGAGAGAUGUGUGCGAACGGGGAUUCGGCGACGAGCUAAACGGUGUAGCUGAUGCCGUGUUUCUGGAUCUCCCGGCACCACAGCUUGCCGUGCCACAUGCGGCAAAAGCACUGAAAAAUGAAGGUGGUCGUAUUUGUUCAUUUUCGCCCUGCAUCGAACAAUCGAUGCGAGUCUGCGAAGAGCUAGGCAAGUGUGGCUUUAUCGAGGUGCAGAAUAUAGAGGUGCUCCAGAUAGAGGAUAUCGUACGCACACGCAAUGUUCCCGUAAUGGAACUAGAUUUCGUCAAAACAAAGCGUAUGGAGACGGACAAGGACACAAAAACGCCACGGGAAAGCAAGAAAUACAUAACCUCAUCCGCCCCAAACACGAUGGCCGGUCACACUGGGUAUUUGACGAUCGCCGAGCUACCACCGCUCUUUGCCCGGUAAC